AUGGUGAUUUUCCCACGUAAAGAAGGUCCAUAUGUGGUUAAAUUAGUCGAAGAUGGCUGGAACAAAUUAGUCGCUGAAAGAAGAACCAGAGGAGCGAAAACCAGAGGUGAUUCUUAUGUCGAGUGCGCAAAAGUUCAAAUUGUAGACACUGAAAGAAGAUACAAUGUACUUGUUAAGUACGCAACGGAUUUGCCGCCCAUAUAUAUGUUAUUACGUUCAAUAUUUGAUAUGAAGACUCAAAGGGACCCUUUGACUAUUAGUUGUCACAAAGGAGAUAUAGCAAUAAGUAUACUAAAAAAAUCAAAUAGUGGCUGGUCACAAAAAACUCACUACUUUUAUCCUUUCUUCUCCCUCUUCUACUUCAAUCUAAAAUUCACUUCAAGAGAAGGAUAA
Molecule: messenger RNA, 393 nt
Organism: Cotesia congregata
Lineage: Eukaryota; Metazoa; Arthropoda; Insecta; Hymenoptera; Braconidae
Source: the annotation of a GenBank genome assembly